Molecule: messenger RNA, 1376 nt
Organism: Prosopis cineraria
Lineage: Eukaryota; Viridiplantae; Streptophyta; Magnoliopsida; Fabales; Fabaceae
Product: F-box protein SKIP28-like
Exons: 2
Coding region: 89-1258 (389 amino acids)
Cellular component (GO): cytoplasm
Molecular function (GO): protein binding
Source: RefSeq, a predicted model, not a curated record
CAUCAUUGGAAAUUAUUUCCAUCAAUCUACGCAUUCCACUGCUCCACCACCAGACCCGAGUCAUGUGUAUUUGUCUUUCUUGUGUUGGAUGGUUUUCGCUGGCUGCUUUGUCUUAGGGUUUAAUACUCAACUUAAGAAUCUAUUUAAUGUCGCCCAAUUAGAUUGGAACCACACAUUUGCAUCCUCAAUCUUGAAAUUCCUCACCUUGAUAAACCCCCGGGGAGGGGAUGGGGUGACCUACUUAACGAGAUAUGGGAAAGUUUGCAUUUUGAGGGAUAAUAAAGAAAAUAAAACCAUGGAGGAGGCUUCAAAGCUGUCCUCCUCCUCCUCCUCGUACUCAUGUCUCGGCCUCACAAUUUCGCAAGAAAAAGCAGAGCCUCCUCACGAGGCUCUGUUUCACGUACUACCUUAUCUUUCUGUGGGGGAGCUUCUCGCCAUGUCGCAGGUUUGCAUUUCACUGAGAGACGCAGUGAACAAGGAUGUUCUACCAUGGCGCAACUUCCUUGUUCAACCCCCUCUCAGUUCCAAUCUCUCCGAUCAGAUUUUGCUCAGACUUGCUUCUAAGGCUAAUGGUGGCCUCAGAACUCUUGCUCUCGUGAACUGCACCAAGAUUUCAGAUUAUGGGCUUCAAAGGGUUGUAGAAGAAAACCCUUUUAUAAACAAGCUCUAUCUUCCAUCAUGCACUGGUAUAACCCCUGAAGGACUUGUAAAAGCAGUUAAAAUGCUGUCCCAAGGAAGCAACUCCCUGAGCACACUAAGGAUAAAUGGAAUCCACAACCUAAAGAAAGAGCACAUUGACAUGCUUGUCCUUUCCCUUAAAAGGAACCUUCCAUGGGAGCCUAUCUUCUACCAUGAACGCGGAAACUUCUUGGCUUUUAAGAACAGAGAAGAAGAGGAAACCAGGAGAAUCAUCGAUUUGGAAAUCUGUCCAAUGUGCUGUGAGGUGAGAAUGGUCUAUGAUUGUCCCAGAGAAACCUGCAAGAAGAGAGAAGUGAAUUUGGCUCGUUGCAAGGCAUGCAAAUUUUGCAUCCCAAGGUGUGAAAAUUGUGGGGAAUGCCUUGGCUAUGAAGAAACAGAAGAGACUGCUUGUGCAGAUGUAGUGUGUUGUGAAUGUUGGCUAAAGCUUCCCAAGUGCAAUUUCUGCAACAAGCCCUACUGUAAGCAGCACAUAGAUUGGUGGUGCAAUUUCUCAGAAUCUGGACUCAUCUGCAGAGUCUGUGAUAUCGUAAAUACAUGUCAAAGUUCUGAUGUUUUGUGAUUAACUAUAUACAGACUAGCGCAAGUCUCUGAAUUUAUAUAGAGCUUAGAACUCGGGAUAAACUAUAGUACAACUUUCAUAGAUAUAUUAAUAAUUGAUUUUUUUCAUGGAGCUUUAA